Messenger RNA from Benincasa hispida (wax gourd), 1350 nucleotides. RefSeq lists its product as uncharacterized. Lineage: Eukaryota; Viridiplantae; Streptophyta; Magnoliopsida; Cucurbitales; Cucurbitaceae. Gene Ontology annotation, biological process: cellular response to heat. The record is from RefSeq and is a predicted model, not a curated record.
UAUAAAACCAAUACCAUAAAUUUCUUUUAGUUCGUCCUCUCCUCAUCCUCAAAAUCAAUACAACAUGGCAUCCAAACAUCACCGGACUUACGAAGAUUUCGAACCUCCGGUCGAGCGGUCGGAAGAGGAUGGCUGCACCAUUCUCACCCUUUACAUCCCUGGUUUCAGUAAGGAGCAUAUUAAAGUUCAGGUAUCCUCGAAAGGAAAGUUGAGGGUUAGUGGGGAGCGGCCUUACAGGAACUCCAAGCACACAUGGCAGCGCUUCUACAAGGAGUUUGAAAUCCCAUCAAACUGCGACACCGCUAACAUUACUGCCAAAUACAAGGGUGGCAUCCUUCAUGUCCGCCAGCCAUUGUUGGACCACUCCAAGCUACACACACUCGAUCAACAAACCCCUGAACAACAGGCUAAAGACACUCUAGAUAAGCCAAAUUUGGAAGAAACAAAGCAAACUAAUUCGGUUGCUAAUGACAACGCACCCGAUACAGACGCUCCAAAUAUCAACAACAAGCCUACAAUUCCAAAAGGACGACGCUUGAAGGAGGUGAUUCAUGGAGUCUUCCUCAAUUUGGUUUUGCCUAUUUUGCUGACAGCUAUUUUAUUACUAUUUUGGUAUGCUAAGAGGCUGAGCCCCACCGUGUCUGCCAGAGUUGGAGAACCUCCACAAUGAUUCCUUCAAUAUUGGUGACGGGUGAUUUGAGAAACUCUACAACAAUAAAACAACACACUACAUAAUUUUUAACAAUAUAAUUUAUAAUGCGUCAACUAAUAAUAAGUUUCGGGCUAUGCCCUAAUUUACCAUAAGGUAGAAAAUCUCAGGUUGUUCAAAAAAUUAAUUCAUAGAAGAAAUAUAGCAAACUAAUCGUACCUCUCUUUAACAUUAACUUUUUAAUUAUUGUUUUUGAAUCCUAAGACACAUAAGUGUGACUCGAAAGAUGCGUGGUGAAACAUAUGUGUAAAGAUUACCUCUAAAUAUCUAAUUAGGAAAAAAAAAACCAAACUUUUUAAAUUAUUCUUUUUGUUAAUAACAAAUUAGGAUCGAUAGUUGACGACCAAUAAUAAUUAUAAAAGAAUUGAUCAAAACUCAAACACCCAAAUGAAACCAAACUUAAACCUCUAAAACAUGCGUGUUUUCCCAUAAUUAAGUUUAUACAUUGGGAUAAUGUAAAUGGACAAAAUUGUAAGUUCUUAAAAUUGGGUAAAAAUAUUUCAUAAAGCCUUGUCUACCUUAUGGAAAUAAUUAUGAAAUAAAAAGUACACAAAUUAGCAAGUCUACAUUGAUUGAAAUAAACUUAAACAAAACAAAACAAAAAAAACAUAUUUCAAUUUUCCUAAAAUAAAAUAUUAACA